CGAGCUCACUGAAAAAGAACAGUUGAUGCUGUCAAAAACUCUGCCAAUCUCUAGAGAUGGAAAGGUAUAUAAGAAAAGAUUGCUGGAUAGCGUGAAGCCUCUCAAAGGGAAAAAAGUCAGUGUCAAUAACCUAGACACGCUAAUGGAGAACAUGGAAAUUCAGCUUGAGAAAGAGGACUAUGAAGGCUUACUGACCCAUCUGCCAGCUGAUGAGAAUAAAAUGGUUGAUUUGGAUGUGGCAAUGGAUGAUGCAAAAGCUUUCACAGGAGAGAAAGUUAAUGUCAGUAAUCUGGACAAUGUGCUGAGGACAGUGGGGCUAGUGCUCACUGCUGAGGGACAUGAGGAGCUGCUGAAAACUCUGCCAACUCACGCUGAUGGAAAAAUAUAUAAGAAUAGAUUGCUGAAAGGUGUGAAAGCCCUCAAAGGACCAAGGGUCAAAAUCAAAAAACUGGACUCUUUUGUGGAAAACAUGGGAAUUAGACUCAAGGAUGAGGAAUUUGAGGAACUAAUGACCCAACUGUCAGCUGAUGGUGAUAAUACAGUUGGUCUGAAUGAUUUGAUGGAUGCUCUCAGUUAUAUCAAGGGAUUCUUCAACAUAGUUACAGAUCUCAAGAGCCACAGAACUAUUCAUUUUCCCCAUUAACCCCAAUCCUGGAAAUUUAUCCUGUGGAAAUAACUUAAUUGAAUAAAAGAAAAAAAUCUCUUCCUAAAGACCUUCAGGGAAAUUUGAAACAGCCUAAAUAUCUAACAGUAUGGGAAUACCAAAUAAGUCAUGGAGAGGUGAUUGAUAUCCAGGACUUAGACAACUUUCUAGCAAAUGAGGGGGUUGAGCUCACAGAAGAAGAAAUGAAGAAACUAAUACCUCAUUUGACAUCCAAUGAACAUGGGAACGUUAAAGUGCAUUCAAUAAUGGAGGGCCUGAAGAAGUUUAAAUGAAUGGUGCCUCUACAGAAGUUGAUGAAAAUCACAAAUGAUACUAAAGGACUGACCCAAAAACAUAUCUGCUAAAAAAAAAGAAAAGAAAAGCACAAGGACUCAGAAUCCAUGCCCAUUUGCUUGUCAAGCUCUAUGAGUGGAAAUAAUAAACAACAGGCUGGCCCCAAACUUAAGUCCUAACCCCAAAGCACCUUCCAUCUAUCCAGUGCACCAAGCUGUGGAACCCAACUUAUGUCCUGGGACCAUCAGCCCUACAGAUAAGUAUCAUACCAGUCCACCAAUUCUAAACUACCUAGGAUAUGCCCACCAGUAAAUUAAGUGAAAUCAGCCCUUCAUCCCAUUUGGUUCUGAAUAGAUGAGUAUUGAUGUAGCUAAAUUAUAAUACAUACCUACUCCCCAGGAUAGUUUAGUUCCUUAUGUAUUCCACCCUAUUAAUUUUGAUGAUUUUUGUCACCACUGUUCACUCACAGAUUAUAGAAACCUGAAUUUGGAUGAACUUGUCCCACUUCCCUGUCAGCUACUUUAGGGUAGGCAUACCAUCUUUUUUUUUUUUUUUUUUGCAGUACGCGGGCCUCUCACUGUUGUGGCCUCUCCCGCUGCGGAGCACAGGUUCAGCGGCCAUGGCUCA
Delphinapterus leucas (beluga whale) is the source of this 1564-nucleotide messenger RNA. The record is from RefSeq and is a predicted model, not a curated record. NCBI's taxonomy places the organism in Eukaryota, Metazoa, Chordata, Mammalia, Artiodactyla, Monodontidae.